Quercus robur (English oak) is the source of this 1161-nucleotide messenger RNA. Its product is annotated as pathogen-related protein-like. The transcript is spliced from 4 exons. Bases 70 to 783 code for a protein of 237 amino acids. The record is from RefSeq and is a predicted model, not a curated record. Lineage: Eukaryota; Viridiplantae; Streptophyta; Magnoliopsida; Fagales; Fagaceae.
AUCUAAUAUCCUUCUGUGCUAUGGAAUUCAACUCAAACAACAUUAGCUUUUCUUGUAAGUGAUCAGGUAAUGGCAUCCUCAAGUGUUGGGCAAGACAAGUAUCGAUCCUUCUUGAGUGAAGAAGUGAAGAACACCAAAUGGAGGUUUGGGGUACCUAACUAUGAUGUUGUCAAUAAGCUCUUUGAAGAAGGCAGAACUAAGAUAUGGCUUCCUGGGUCACUUGAAGAAAAGGUGCAGAACUUUGUAAAGACAUGGGAAAUGGAAUUUUUCCAUAAGACCGACCCAGAUGAGUUUAAAUCCAUUGAUCCCAAGAAAUUUACUUUCAGCGUAAAUGGACGGAAGGCUUUAAAUUUGGAAGAAAUAGGCAAACUUGGGGGAGGCUAUAAUCCGCUACUUCAGACCUCCCUGCCAGAAAAACUCAGGGUUUACAAUCCAGAUGAAGAAACAGCGGCUUCUUCUCAUAAAGUUUUCACUACAACAUUCCCACGUGGGUUUGCUUUGGAGAUUCUCCAAGUUUAUACUGGGCCACCUGUGAUGGUGUACAAGUUCAGGCAUUGGGGUUAUAUGGAGGGCCCUUUCAAAGGCCAUGCCCCAACUGGAGAGAUUAUUGAACUCUUCGGAAUUGCCAUUUUUGAGGUGGAUGAGCAGAUGAGAGUAGUGAAGGUGGAGUUCUUUUAUGACCCUGGACAGUUACUUGGAGGUCUUCUGAAAGGCACUAGCUUGGAUGGUUCUUCUGCUGAAGAGCCAAGUUCAAGCUGCCCUGUGCUCAGGAGCACAGGGUAGAAUUAGAUAUUAACAUGGAAGAUUAUGUAAUCACACUUGUCUUUUUUUAUCUUUUGAUUUUGUAUAAUAACGUUAAAGGUCGAGCUUUAGUAGGAAGGUAGCUUUCUACCAGAAGUGUCCCGGAUUGGUCCAUUCCAGCCACUAUCUUUAAUGUGUCUGAGAUGGCUAAGUUUUUACUUUUCUGUCAGUUGUUCUUUUGUUUGGGUUAGGGGAUGUUGCAAUUCUUCAGCCCGUGGAGCUGCUAGAUUUGCUUUAAAUUCUAGGAUGUCUUUUACUUUCAGUAAGGAUAAUCUCUCCCCCAGCUUUGGCUGCUGUAUGUAAGGAAGAUUACCAUCUUUGUUCCCUUUUUUUCAGCAAUAAAUUGAAGUUUAUCAUUAA